Penicillium taxi is the source of this 2667-nucleotide messenger RNA. RefSeq lists its product as uncharacterized. The record is from RefSeq and is a predicted model, not a curated record. NCBI's taxonomy places the organism in Eukaryota, Fungi, Ascomycota, Eurotiomycetes, Eurotiales, Aspergillaceae. Bases 1 to 2667 code for a protein of 888 amino acids. The transcript has a single exon. Gene Ontology annotation, molecular function: DNA binding.
AUGAUGGGAUACGGGGGUCAACCCUUCAGCCCCCAGCAGCAACAGCAGCAGCAGCAGCAACAACAACAACAGCAGCAGCAGCAGCAGCAGCAACAACAUCACCAACAUCAACAGCAGCAACAGCAGCAUCACCAACCUCAGCAUGUAUCGUCGCAGCCUCAGCAUUCCUUGGGGCGCCAACAUAUGCCCUCACCCUUACUAGGUGCUACACAAAAUCUGCCACAACAUGGCAGCCCAUUCCUCGGUAAUAAACCGUCCUAUCGCCCGCAGUCCCAGCAAAGCUAUACCUCGGCGCAAUCUCCCGACUUGCGCUCGAUGGCUCCGACUUCGUCAGGCCCAUUGGCAGGAUACCCCGCCGCUAGCUAUCCUGCACAGUUCGCGGGACACUUCGCACCCCAGGGCUCCCCGGAUUUGAUGGCUAGGAAUGAUCCCAUGGGUAUGCAAAACUUGCAGAGGCCAUUCAACCCUAUUGCUCAUAUGCGCCCACAACCGGGAAUAAGUCCAACAGGAAUGCCUCAUCCUCACGGGUUGAAUGUGCCAUCGCCACAGCAGUCACUAAACAGGCUACCUCACUCGGGCUUGCAUCAGCGGGAUAAUCAUCCAUCUGCCAGCCCAUCUAUGGCCAGUCCUUCCAUGUUUGCAAUUAAUCAGCAGCGGCCAUCGCUAUCUCAACCUCAGUCACCCCAACAGACCCAGCAGACCCAGCAGACCCAGCAGCAAUUACAUCACCAACGUCAACAGCAAUUCCAACAGCAUCAACAGCAGAGUCUUCAACAGCAGAGACUCGAGCAGCAGCAGCAGCAGCAGCAACAACAUCAACAGCGUAUAGAGAAGCAGCGUCUUGAGCAACAAAGACUUGAGCAGCAACGUCUUGAACAGCAAAGACUUGAGCAACAGAAGCUGGAGCAGCAGCAAAAACAAAAGCUUGAGCAACAAAAGCUAGAGCAGCAAAAGCAGCAGCAGCAGCAACAGCAGAAAAAUUUAGAGCAAAGAAUGAAGGCUCAGGUUCAGGCGCAGGAGCAGAGACUAAAAUUGCAGGCUCAGGCUCAGGCUCAGGCUCAGGCUCAGGCUCAGGCUCAAGCUCAAGCUCAAGCUCAAGCUCAAGCUCAAGCCCAAGCCCAGGCUCAAGCACAGGCUCAAGCUCAUGCACAAGCCCAAGCCCAAGCCCAGUCUCAGGCUCAGAAUUCCUUCCAACAACAGUCUCCUUUUGCACAGCAUGCCCAGCCUCCUUUCCACCAUUAUCAACCGCCGGUGCAGAGCCAGUUUUCCCAGCAGCAGCCGCAGCCGCAGCAGUUCCCUCAUAACCCACAACAAGCUCAAUUUUCUCAGCCACAGCAGGUAGCUCAGUUCCAACAUUAUCAACCACCGUCCCAGUCCCAGUCGGGAAUAGAGCAACCUGGACGGCCAGCUGUGACACAUACUGGGCCUACCCCUGUGAACUCUAUGACUCAGAUGAAGCAUGAGAAUUCUAGCCCCGUUCCGAAGAAGAGUUCCAAGCCUCGCGCUUCCUCUACUGCAACCUUCCAGGUUUCUCAACCUCAGUCUCAGGCUCAGGCUCAACCUCAGGUUCUGGCUCAAGCUCAAGCUCAAGCCCAUCAGAAUCUUACUUCUGCUGCUCCAGCUGCUACUACUGUUACUCCUGUUCAGCCAAAUGGACAAAUUCAGGCCGGCACUGUAGUCCCAGGUGACCCAGCCAACCCAGCGCUGCCACGCCGUAAACGUGGCCGACCACGGAAGGAGGAGGUUGCUGCCAGAGCUGCUGCUGCCGCUGCCCAGGCAGCUGCUUCUGGGCAGCCCCUACCACCCGGUCAAACAUCGUUUACGCCGAAUAUUAUCGCACAGACUCCCAUAAUUGGUUCUGAUGGACAGCCACUACCAAUGAAACGCAAACGUGGUCGUCCGCGUAAGGCUGACCAAAUUGCUUGGGCGGCUGCAACUGGUCAACCAUUACCACCACCAAAGCCCAGGAAGAAGCCAUCGACAAUGAAACCACCUAAACCGGGCACAGGUCGGCCUCGUGGUCGGCCUCGUAAAGCUGAUGUUGCUGCAGCUGCUGCAGCUGCUGCCGGCGCCGCUGGUGGUGAUCAGAACCAGGAAAAUAUCAAACCCCAAGAUGAAUCUAUCAAUGCGGCUCACAAACGCGCAGCCCCCAUCAAGGAAGAAGAUUCUAUGAAGCGAGCUCGACCUAUGCCACCAUACGAACACCAGGGGCAUAUGCCUAUGCAAACUCAUUCUCUGCCUCAACCAGGUCAGAUGCAACAGCAACCUCAACCGCAUCAUUUCCCCCCUCAGAGUCAGCUUAUGUCUCCGCAGCUGGGACAACACCAUAUUGGAAUGCAGCAAACUCAACGAGUGGCACCGAACCAAUCGAUGCCUCCCCAGCCCAGUCAGCCUAUGUCGAUGCCACCGCACAUGCAAAUGCACCAGCAUCAGCAGUCGCCCGUUCCUACUUCGCGGCCUCUAUCUGGUCAACAGUUUAUGCAAAUGUCUGUAAUGUCGCACUCGCAGUCGCCGCAGUCCAUCCACGGACAUUCUACUCCCCAAGCCCAGCCUCAGCCCCAAGCACGGGCGCAAGCUCAACAGCAAAGCAGGGCUCCACCUCCUCCUGCUCCGCAACAUCAGCACCAGCACACCUUCCAGGUCAAGCUGCAGAUGCAGCCAACUUAA